Molecule: messenger RNA, 4246 nt
Organism: Cotesia congregata
Lineage: Eukaryota; Metazoa; Arthropoda; Insecta; Hymenoptera; Braconidae
Source: the annotation of a GenBank genome assembly
AGAUGUGAUAUGGAAUAAAUCUAAAAUGUACCGGAAAAUAAUAUUAUUUAUUUUAAUAAUAACAAUAUCAGUAACAUCCGGUGAUAAUAUAUUUAAAACCGGGAAGAAAUACGAGUAUUCAUAUUUCGCAGAGUCUAACUCUGGCGUGUUAUCACCCUCAAAAGCUUCAUCGUCAUGGGGUAUGGAGGGUAAAUUUAUUGUUAAAACAUCUAAUAAUAUUGCGCAAAUGCAGUUGACUGAUUUAAAAACUUUUAUAUGGAAUGGAAAAAACGUCGAAGAGCCAAAUCUUGUUGAGGUCAAAGAUCAAGCUGCGGAACUUCUAAAGCCCUUCCAAAUAAUCUAUUCCAAUGGAACAGUUACUAAUUUUAGUGUUGAAAUAGAUUCUACUUGGGCGAUAAAUAUUCAACGGAGUAUUGCUAGUAUUUUUCAGUUUGAUUUAAAUAUUUUACAAAAAGAAGUUGCCUUUCAUUCACAAGAAGACUCACAUUACGGAAAAUGUAACAUUGAAAAUAUCGUAACAAUCAAAUCAGACAAUGAAUUAUGGGUAAGAAAAUAUUUUGACCCGCGUACUUGUUCUGGUCAUCCUCAUUGGACAUGGACCAAUGUACCACGAAUGCGAUGCCCGACUGGAGAUGAAAGUCCAAUUAUAAAAUCAAGCGAACGAUUAUACAAAGUUAAAUUAGACGGUAAUGACACUGAAAUAACAUUCAUAAAUGCUACGGGUGGAGUUUAUGUUCAGCCAUUUAAAAAUAUGUACGAGUCACAAUUUUUAUUUACAAGACAAAUUUUUAAGCUGAUUGACGUUACGGAUUUCAAUGGUGAUUUAUCAAACGAUAAAUUACGUCAAGUCAGUUUACUACAUGAGCUUCCUGAUAAUGAUUUAUCACAGGAAAGAUAUACGCACGAAAAAGAACACAUUUUUAAAUCAAUUUCUGUCCUACUAGAUCGAUUGAGCCAACGACUAGAGAACCCAGGACUAGACACUGAGAUAAAUAAUUUGCACAAUACAACAAUAUCUAUUCUGCUGUACUAUCUCAGUAAAUUUGACCGCGUAGAUUUACAAACGGCUUACAAGAACAUUUCCGGUACAAGUUACAAAGAAGAAACAAUCAGAAAUAUGUUUCUUGAACUAGUACCGCAAAUAGGUACCAAAGACUCCGCGUUGUUUGUAAUGGACUUAAUUCAGCAGAAAAAAGUAUCUGACAUUACAGCGAUGCAAUUGUUGACGCAAUUGCCGUUUCAUAUUCGCAAGCCAGACGUUGAAUUUUUAGACAAAAUGAAAACACUGAUUGAUUUGCCGGAAAAAUUGUCCGCGGAAGUACGCAAUACGGGCAUUCUCACUUUUGGAACGCUCAUUUAUAAGACAUGCUUCAUUCAUUGUCCUGAUGAAGUACUGGAUGACUAUGUACGGCUUUACAUGGACAAGUUUACGGAAAGUGAUAGUUAUAAUAGGAAGAUGAUAUGGUUAGAAGGACUUGCUAAUAUACAGCUAGGUAAAGUUGUUGAAUUUUUGGAACCAAUUGCCAUUGGGAGCAAUGAAGAGUCACGACAUUUACGCGUGCUUGCUGCUUGGGCGUCAUUACCUACUGCUCGUGAUAGACCAGAUAUUAUUUAUCGAGCUUACUGGCCAAUACUUGCUAAUCGCACAGAAUACUUGGAAAUGCGUAUAGCUGCGUUGCAAUUAUUAAUUGAGUCAAACCCAACAUCUAAUCGCAUCAUUUCACUUUAUUGGUACAUGCAAGGAGAGUCUGAUUUACAUUUAGUUAAUUAUUUUUAUACGACAUUAAAAUCUAUGGAGAGAACUAAUUUUCCUUGUUACAAACACAUUGGAUCUGUAGCGACACAAUUCUCACGUAUUCUCAAAAAACCUGAAAGCGACGAGCAUAUUAUUACUGGAAAUUACAUAUUUGAUUACCAAGAUAUGAAACGUAACUUUGGUGCAAUGGUACAAAAUAUUAUUAUAGCGAGUCCAUUGUCUAACAUACCAGAGAUUGCUUAUAUUACAUUAAACAGUCACGGAAGUGGUACACACUUCAAUCAAAUUGCCAUAGAAAUAAAAGCCACUGGAUUAAUUCAUUCAUUAUCGCACUACUUGGAGAGUUUUGUUAGAAUAAAAGACAUUUUGAAAGAGUUUAAAUUAGAUGAUAGAUCUUUCGAUUCGCCUCAUAUUGAAAUAAUAGCACGCGUUCAACAAAAAGCUGUUUUUUGUUUGCAUUUUAAUAAAACAAAUAUUGACAGCGCGCUAGCAUAUUUAAGAUCAUUACCAGAAAAUACUUAUCAAAUUUAUCAAAAUAUGGAGUUUCAUGUAAACCAACAGCGAAUUAAUAUACCAUUAACAAUGGAAUCAAUUCAAGUGACUGAUUUAGGAACAAAUGUAAGACUUGCUGCUACAGCUAAUUCAUUAUUUUCAAUGAGAGGAAACUUUACAUAUUUAUUCAACGGGCGUAACAAUCACGUUAUUUUACGCACAGUUAUUCACGGUACUGAAGUAGUUGAAACUUACAAUCCAUUGAUUGAUGUUUGGCAUUCUGCUGAACGUUCUCAAUCAAUCCACGGAUAUCUUCCUACCAAUGUUACUGUAGGGAUUCAAGAAAAAUUAUUUUUAUCUUACAAUACACCUACUGAGUAUUUACAAACCGGUUUGACUGCACAUGCUCGAACAAUAACUACUGUUAGAGGCAUUAAAGCUGCACAGAAAUUAAAAGCUAUUUGUCAGCAUUGCCCAAGUUUGUAUACAGUAAAAAAAUAUCCGCAUGAAGAUUUACAGAAUGCAGUUGUUCUCAAUUCAGUUUUGUCGGAACUUGGAGGGCAAUUACAAGUAAAAGUAUUUGAUUGUGAUCGGGAAAUUGCACAAGAUGAAUUAUUUAAUGAUAUCUGGUCAUCACAUAGGAGUAAUUAUCAGUCUUGGUCAGGAGCUAAACUAUUACUUCUAGGGAUUCAUUUUUUGGAUUACUUCAGUUAUGUACCACCUAGAGGAAGUUGUGGUGUAGCGCUUUAUAUCGAACCAUCAAAUAUUCAACCCUCAGAGGUGAAAUUUGAAUUUGCCAAAAAUGGCAAGAAUUACGUGCUCUCUUUAACGCGAAGCGAGUUAGGAAGUCUAAAAGUAUUGCAACAAUGGAAUUUUGCGGCUCUUUAUGAGUCCAAGACCUGGGUCUCUGAUUCUCUGAAGAUAAAAGCUAGUAGAACUGAGCCUGGAGAAAAAGUUAUGAAGGUUUGUGUAGAGAUAGAACGAAUCAUGCCAUGGACCUGGGACUAUUUCAGUCUUAAGCCCAGUGAUCAAGCUUCGAUAAACUUAAAUAUAAUAUGGGGAGUCUCUGAAAGUGCUAAAGGCAAAUGUUCCGGUUCAUCAUUAUUCUUAAAUAUGGUCGGAGAAGUUAGUAAAGACCAAAUUGAAGAAAGUAAGAAAGAUAAGUGGCCUUACAAUCAGUGUCGUAGACAAUCAAGUGGGAAAUCUGUUGUACCUUACACUGAAGCUUGUUAUCAAGCUUCCAGAGAAUUAUCAACGCUGAGAAAAUACCAAGUUUUUGUUAAAUCUGAAAAUUUACCAGAGAAGAUAGAGGCUUUAAUUUGGAGAUUAAGAGCUCUGUAUGACUUUAUUGGCGGCAACAGCAGCUAUUUAGCGAAUUCAGAGCAAUUUGUUGUUGGUGCGACGUUCCCCAAAGACAGUACAAGAGCUGAAAUGCGUGUCAAUCGCAGCAAGCUGCCGAUUAAAUACGAUCUUGAUAUAGUUGAUAUGCUUUUGACGCGCACUAGAUUACAUAGAUACAUUGACAAUGCUUUUCUUCGCGCGUUUUUCAGUUUUUGUGUUAUAACGCCUGAUAUGAUUCAAUCAGCUCACAAUGUAACGCGUAGAGUAGAAAAGGGCCGUGAAUUUUUAGUACUCGGCCAGUGUUACGAUGAAAAUCCAGGGUUCGCUUUGACAGCAAUCAGCUCAAAUGAAGGAGUUACUUUAAAUAUUAAUGAUGAUAGUAAUAAUAUUAAAAUAGCACCAGAAAAUGGUGGGACAGUUUAUAAUUUUACAGAUCAAUUGCCAUUGACUAAAGACUUUGAAUGGAAUUUUGUUAAUGAUAAAAGAUUUAGGCUUGACAAAAAUUCAGUCCACAUUCUUCUGAGUAAUAACAUUCCAUUUAUUCAUUUCACAAAAGAUCAAAUAUUGAUAUUUUUCCCAAAUUAUAUUCAAGAAUUCACCUGUGGAGUUUGUACUGCAAGAAGAUUUGACGAUUUGAAUUUGUAUGAAAAAAUUUAA